UGUGAAGAAUACUUUCGACGUGUUGGGGAUCUUUGAUAAGGAAGGUGCGCGGCGAUCGAUUGCUCUCCCGGGGCAACAAGGCACAUCUGUGUGUGUGUGCGUGUGUCGUAUAGCGGCAAGAGUCUCCGACGUCUGGCUGUGUGGCCGGUACGCUCACUCUAAGCAACAUCAUUCACCAUGCCGCAGAACGAGUAUAUUGAGCGGCACAUUAAGCUGUACGGUCGCCGGCUCGAUUAUGAGGAGCGCAAGCGUAAGCGGGAGGCUCGCGAGCCGAAGAAGCGCGCCGCCAUGGCCCGCAAGCUGCGGGGCAUGAAGGCGAAGCUGUUCCAGAAGCAGCGCCGCAACGAGAAGAUCCAAAUGAAGCGCAAGAUCCAGGCGCACGAGGAGAAGAAGGUGAAGAAGACGACCGAAAAGGUGGAGGACGGUGCGCUGCCCCCGUACCUGAUGGAUCGUGGCAUCCAAUCGAACGCCAAGGUGCUGUCGAACAUGAUCAAGCAGAAGCGCAAGGAGAAGGCGGGCAAAUGGGACGUGCCGAUACCGAAGGUGCGCGCCCAGGCCGAUGCCGAGGUGUUUAAGGUGAUCCGGAGCGGCAAGACGAAGCGCAAGGCCUGGAAGCGUAUGGUCACGAAGGUGACGUACGUCGGCGAGAACUUCACCCGCAAACCGCCCAAGUACGAACGCUUCAUCCGACCGAUGGCGCUGCGUAUGAACAAGGCGCACGUGACGCACCCGGAGCUGAAGGCCACCUUCCAUCUGCCGAUCAUUGGCGUGAAGAAGAAUCCCUCCUCGCCGAUGUACACGAGCUUGGGCGUCAUCACCAAGGGUACGGUGAUUGAGGUGAACAUUUCCGAGCUCGGUCUCGUCACACAGUCCGGCAAGGUGGUGUGGGGAAAGUACGCCCAGGUGACGAACAAUCCGGAGAACGACGGUUGCAUCAACGCGGUACUGCUGGUGUAAAGCAGCGGCGGAGGAAGCGGGAGGGGAAAGGGAUGAUAUAUUAAGGGAGGGGAGAGGGAAUUGGUCUGAAUUGGAUUUGUCGCAUCCGGUUAAAGACGGACUGCGUAAUUCUUCAGCAGUGAUAGUGCGCUAGGUAUUAAGCUUUUCUUAUCUAAGAGCAGGGAUAAGUUCGAAUCAAACAAAUCUCUGGCGUAAAGGAGAAGGCACAGGAUCAGGAUUUUUGUACAAACGAAACAACAAGCCCUGAAUAAGAAAGGACCGUUGAAAUAUGGCGCGCUACAUUGUUUAGCGACCGACAAUUUAACAA
Anopheles coluzzii is the source of this 1264-nucleotide messenger RNA. RefSeq names its product ribosome biogenesis protein NSA2 homolog (gene Ip259). The transcript is spliced from 2 exons. Gene Ontology annotation, biological process: maturation of 5.8S rRNA; maturation of LSU-rRNA. The coding region runs from base 178 to 957 and encodes 259 amino acids. Lineage: Eukaryota; Metazoa; Arthropoda; Insecta; Diptera; Culicidae. The record is from RefSeq and is a predicted model, not a curated record. Gene Ontology annotation, cellular component: nucleolus; preribosome, large subunit precursor.